AGUACCGGUAAUGUUACGAGUUUCUUGUCACGAGAGUGCGCUGCUCCUAAUUGUUGUUUAUAUAGACAACGUGUUCUGCUGGCUUAACUUGCUGGCUAACUGCAGGCUCGACAGUCAACGCGCGUUUGUCAAUCAAUUUAAAAACUAUUAAUGUUCAACAAGAUAACAAGUCGAACCAUGAGUGUCGCGAGCUGGAGCUGACACUAUAAGUCCUGCCUUUGGCAUUUACGUACGUUGGCGCCUUUUUUCAUUACUUUUCUUUAACAUCAUAUCUCUGGAAUCCACGUCAUCCUCCGCCUCCAAAGAUGAACUCCAUGAAGAACUGCGAUGAAGUGCGGCCCUUUUUAAUGUCGCAUCUAUUCUCAAAAAUGAUGAAUGCUUUGAUGAACAUGAGUGCUUUGAGCAUAGCACGUGCAGCAUCAACUAAAGCGUCGGUUUAUCUAACCCUAGGAAGUUUGGCGAUGUUGGGAUUCAUUAUGUCCUUCGCCGCAGUUGCCUUCAUAGCUACAGUCUUUGGUAUCUGUAUUUCCGGGCUGAUCGGAGCUAUCGGUGCUGUGAUUUUGGCCGUCUCGAUAAUCGUCUCUGUAGCUGCUAUUCUCAUUACCGGCUCGAUAUUCGUACCCGGUGGCUUCGUACUGGUCGCUGGUUUCUUCUGUAUGAUUGUCUUCAGCACUGUCAUUGCCAUUAUCGACAUUUUACCGGCUUGCUCUUUAAUUGCAUUUGCCUUUUUAGUCUUGACGCUGUUGGCUAUUUUCGUGUGAAUUACAUGAACGAUGAUUACCUUUGUAAUUUAAUUUUUUUAUUGGCAAUUCAUUUUUUUUGACAAAGUUGACAGCAUAAGAUGAUUUUUUAAAGACUUUUUGACUCAAACCAUAUCGUAUGUCGUGAUAAUGUGUUCAAUGAUUAGUAUUAUUAUUUUAGAUAGAAAUUUUUUAACGAAACAAAACGAUUAUAACAUAAGGCCUAAUGUAUGUAUGAGAAUAGAAAAUUGUUGUUUUUUAAAACCAAUGUAUUUAUUGAAAGUUUCACAACUCUUUUACAAAGAUUUACUAUUGUCACUGAUUGUUAUGCGUUUUGUAACAUGACUGUUGACAGAUUAUACAUAAUUAAUUGAUGUAUACAUGUGUGUGUUAUGAUGUGUCUAUGUACAUAAUUAAUUGAUAAUAGUAAGUUUCCUAUUUAAACAAUAUUUUAUGCGAACUGAAACACAAUAUUGUUCAAAUGACCGUGUUAUUCUUUUACAUCCGUCUUUCAAUUUUUAAUCAAAAUGUUACUGCAAUAAAAAUAUUUAUAUAUUUUUCGUUUUUUUUUUUUAUCAAAUAGCUAAUAAUGUAUUGUCCUAAAAUCAACAGUUUAUUGAAAAAUAUCAUUUACUUAUAAAAUCAAAAGUCUUAAAAAAUUAAUGUAUACUCAAAAAUUAUUUAAUAUACGCAACUACAUAGUGCUGAUGCUUUAAAAUCAUUUGAAUAACUGACAAUUAUUGACCAAAUAAAAUAGUUAUUUUUUUUAUAUUUAAGAGGGUCAGCUGGAAUUAAGCAGCGUAAAUUAUAAGUUUUCUUUACUGUGGUGUAACGAUCAUUUUAUUAAAGGUAUUAUAAACAUUUUUUUUUAUCAUGAUAUCCUCGGUAAAUGUUUUUAUUUUCUACUUUUCAAGUCUUAAAAUUUCACGUAAGGACCCUAGAAAGUACCCUUAACCAUAAAACCUUAUUUUUUGAAACAAUUUGCUUUGCAACACUUUUCUGAAUGUUAAAAUGAAUGAAAUUAUUUUUGAACAGCUCAUUUUCUUUCUUUACUCUCUAAAUUAAGUGAAGAAUUUUUUAAAUAGUCUAUUUUUAUGAGAAUUUUUACAAAUUUAUCCAAAAAUAAUUUUGAAAGAAAUUUGAAACGGCUCUCGUAAAAAUAGUAAAAUUGAUUAAUUUGAAAAAUCCUUUACUUAAUCUGGAGUACUGAUCUAAAGGAUGUUAAUGAGGCCGAUAAAAUGAUUUUCGUUCACUUUAACGUGGUAGAGCAAUUUUUUUCAAAAAAUAAGAUGCUAUGGUCAAGGGGACUUUCUUGGACCCUUGAAAGGAGAAAAUAAAAGCAUUUACCGAGUAUUUCCAGAUGAAAAAUGUUCAUGAUGCUAACUUUAUUAGAAUGAUUUUUACACCACCGCAAAGAAAACUUGUAAUUUUCACUGUUUAAUUGCAGCAGAUCCCCUUAAGUAUUUCACUGUUCAAAUAGUCAAAUUGUCCGUUUUUUUUAGAUUUCGUUAGAUUUUCCACUUUCUGGUCAAAUUACACAAUGAAAACAGCGCCUACAACAGCACCGCUGAUUUUAAUCAUUGAAGGUUCAUAGGUCUAAAAGUUAGUCGCAUAUUUCGACGGUGCCACCAGUGUCGCCUAUGAUUCAUAGUUUUCCUUCUGACGUCGCCAAUACAUGAUUCGUUCGGAACUGUUCAGACUGAAACGAAGAUUGCCCGUGAAUUUCCGCCCGGCAACGAAGCAACAAGUUUUCGUGCAAUCGAUACGUGCGGCACAAUCGUCAUAAAGUUUUAUCUAUACCACUAUUCUUGAUUAUUUGCAUUGUAAAAAUCUGAACAAUCCCAAGCGUCAUCGUGAUUGAUAACGCCGC
Molecule: messenger RNA, 2610 nt
Organism: Phymastichus coffea
Lineage: Eukaryota; Metazoa; Arthropoda; Insecta; Hymenoptera; Eulophidae
Exons: 2
Coding region: 306-761 (151 amino acids)
Source: RefSeq, a predicted model, not a curated record